AUAUAAUCAAAAUGGCCGGUGUCAAAACUUUCGAAUUAAGAACCAAGUCCAAGGAACAAUUAUCUCAACAAUUGGUUGAAUUGAAGAAGGAAUUGGCCAACUUGAAGGUCCAAAAGUUGCAAAAGCCUUCUUUGCCAAGAAUCCACACUGUCAGAAAGAACAUCGCUAGAGUUUUGACUGUCAUCAACUUGAACCAAAGAGAAAACGUCAGAGCCUUCUACGCUGGUAAGAAGUACCAACCAAAGGACUUGAGAGCCAAGAAGACCAGAGCUAUCAGAAGACAAUUAACCAAGUUCGAAAGAUCUCAAGAAACCGAAAAGGCCAGAAAGCAAAGAAUCGCCUUCCCACAAAGAAAGUUCGCUAUUAAGGCUUAAGUUUUUCAACCUCAAAAUCAAUAAUAACUAUCAUUUGGGCGUCUUAAUGUAUUUUUAGGAAGGAAUUCUCACGUUUUAAUAAACCUUUUCAUUACAACAUACAUAUGUAUUUAUAAUGUUUAAAUAUAUGU
This is a messenger RNA of Scheffersomyces stipitis CBS 6054, 505 nucleotides long. RefSeq names its product 60S ribosomal protein uL29 (gene RPL35). Gene Ontology annotation, cellular component: cytosolic large ribosomal subunit; ribosome. Gene Ontology annotation, biological process: translation; maturation of LSU-rRNA from tricistronic rRNA transcript (SSU-rRNA, 5.8S rRNA, LSU-rRNA). Gene Ontology annotation, molecular function: mRNA binding; structural constituent of ribosome. The record is from RefSeq and is a predicted model, not a curated record. The coding region runs from base 12 to 374 and encodes 120 amino acids. The transcript is spliced from 2 exons. Lineage: Eukaryota; Fungi; Ascomycota; Pichiomycetes; Serinales; Debaryomycetaceae.